This is a messenger RNA of Brassica napus (rape), 1735 nucleotides long. RefSeq lists its product as uncharacterized. Gene Ontology annotation, cellular component: nucleus. Bases 915 to 1487 code for a protein of 190 amino acids. The record is from RefSeq and is a predicted model, not a curated record. NCBI's taxonomy places the organism in Eukaryota, Viridiplantae, Streptophyta, Magnoliopsida, Brassicales, Brassicaceae. The transcript is spliced from 2 exons.
UUUUGGCUCCAACAUAAAUAUCCCGCUAUAAAAGUCAUUUUUGGGUCUCAGCUUAAUGAAAAUCUUUGCUAGCACGAAUUUAGUGCUACCAUAGAAUUAUGAUCCAAUUUUGACUGUAUUAGUAGCACUUCGUGAAUUCGUGCUACGGUGAACUGCUACCAAUACUCAUAUUUGUUGUAGUGCCGGUUACCAAAGAUGAAGAAGCUUUAUUGACUCAAGUUGUGCUGACAUUUGAUUUUUUUUUAGUCGUAGUUUAUCGUGACAGGUAGAAGGAUUAACAUUGAAUAUCCGUAGGUCUUGCUCUUAAUUAGGAUCAAUACUAAUUAGAUACUCCAUUAUCAUCACGAGCAGGAUUGAAAUGAUGUUGUGAUUGCAUGCUUUACUUUUCUAAGACAAAUGUGAUCAUCAGUCUAUGCAUAAUUUUAGGAUAUGUCAGUUUGCUACAACUUGCAAUCCCUUAAUACAAUCAGUGCUCAUUCAUUUCUAGGGAAGAAAGUUUCUGAUAUGGUGAUUUAGACAAUCACAAGUCUCUUCUUAACAUCAUGCACAGCCACAGAGAACUUACAUGAGCUUGUUCAUUGAACCCGAUUUGUAGUUAUAUAUUUAAAUUUUGAUUAAAAAUAAAACAAUUGUAAAUAGAAAAGCCUCUCUAUGAGUUACUCAUAACAUUUUCAUAUUCUUUUUUCAUAUUUUUUUAUUAUUUAUCUUAUUAUAAAUUCGUGAGUCUAUUAGUUGGGCAUAUGUAAAAUAAUAGAGAAACAAUAGGGGUCUCGCAGUAAUUUUCCUCAGCUCGCAGCCGAUUACAAUUAGGGUUCAUAAUUUUCUUCUCCUUUUUUGUAACUCCUCGCUCUGCUGUUCAAAACUCUAGAACAAAUUCGACAGUGGAGAUUUGUAGCUUGGAUACUCACGCGAAGAUGAACUUAUAUGAAAGAGAUGGACAUAAUGAGCCUUCUGAUACAAGCAAUAGCUCGAGGAAGAAGAACAUGAAGAGAUUGGGAGGCGGUGGUCUUUCUCUCCAAACGUUCGCCAAUUUGAAGUCGAAGAACAGUCACUACAACCCUGCUUUCAUCAAAAAGCAAAAAGAGUUCUACAAGAAUGCCAAGUAUGUGAGCAAGUUCAGGAAGUCUAUGAAGCAGCACGACAAAGAGGUGAAGCUGCAGAGCUUUCGUGAAGAGGAUGAGACUGGAGAUAGUAGUAGGGUGGUAGGUGAUGAUGAUAAGCGCAAGGGUAAAUCUCACAAGAGAAUUGGUGUAGAUGAGGUGUACAAGCAGACACGUGAAGUUAUGGAGAAAGCAAGGAUGGAGAGAGAAGCUGCGCUUCAGGCGAAGAGAGAAGCCAAAGAAGAGGCUGAAUCGCUGAGGAGAGUAGCAAAGGGGAAAAUGAUGAGAAAGACCCGACAUGGUCAGCCGGUAAUGAAAUACAGAAUAGAGCAUCUUCUUGAAUCAAUCAAGAAAUCUGCUGAAAACGAUGGUAGCAGAACCGCAUGACCCCCUCAUGUUCAAGACAGCCUUGCUUUCAGUUUUGGUAUGUUGUGUUGUUUUGAGGUAAACAUUUGUUGUUUUUGGAUAGGCUUUGCAGGUAUCAGCACAUUGGUGUUUGCUUUUUCUUUUCAUAAACUUUGAUUUGCAGUUAUAUUUAAGUUUAGUUAAAAAUAAAAUUAUACUAUUUGUAAAUAGACAAGUGUUUCUAAUAAGUUUUUCAAAAACUCUUAUCUAAUAUAAAUUUUUAAUAUUCA